Molecule: messenger RNA, 926 nt
Organism: Drosophila willistoni
Lineage: Eukaryota; Metazoa; Arthropoda; Insecta; Diptera; Drosophilidae
Gene: Cpr67B
Exons: 2
Coding region: 16-801 (261 amino acids)
Cellular component (GO): chitin-based extracellular matrix
Molecular function (GO): structural constituent of chitin-based larval cuticle
Source: RefSeq, a predicted model, not a curated record
GAUAUCAAGUUUAACAUGAAGUGUUUUAUAUUGGCCGCUCUAAUGCUGGCAUCUCUAUGCUCAGCUGAAAAUAUUUUCAAAAUCAACAUUACUCCGGAAGAGGCACAACAAUUUCUGCAAAGCGCCCAAUUGCGUGGCAUCAACGACAUUGAAUAUGCACCCAAGACUGGAGAGAAUCCCCUGCCCGAGGCACGUAAUGAGCGUGGUGAAUUCGUGUACAUGGGUCGUGUGAUAGAACAUCCGGAGGAUUAUGUCGAGGAACAUUAUGAUGCCCAUCAGUAUCAUGGUCAAGAUGGUUUGGGACAAUUCGCCUAUGGCUAUAGAGACUGGAACCAGGGCAAGAACGAGAAACGUGAUGAGACCGGCAAGGUGACGGGCUCUUAUAAAUAUGUUCAGCCACAUGGUCGUGAUUUUGUGGCCACCUAUUAUGCUGAUAAAACUGGUUUCCAUGUCGAGGACAAUCGUCCGGCCCAUUUGAAAUUGCCAGCCACCAAAACUCCGGCUGUCCUCAAGGCCGAGGAAGAACAUUUCAAAUUGUGGGGUGAAUUGGCUGCCGCUGCUGGUCACAAUCCUGAUCCUUAUGCUGCCGAAUAUCAGACAGGUGAGGGUGCCUAUCAGCCCAGUGAGGCCGAGACUCGUGAAUAUGUUCAUGAGGAGCAACCCUAUGUCCCCGGACCCGAGGAGACUGGUGAGCCCAAGGGCUUCUUCUAUGCCUUUGACUAUAAUGUUCCAUUGUUGCGCAACAAGGAGGAGCGCGCCGAAUUGGAGCGUCUUAGGGCCAUCAACAACAAAGAGGAAUAGAGUCUGAGUUCACAAAAUACAGAUUCUUGUACAUACUUCUACCAUAUAUAGCCUACCAUUCGCAUCUGAAAAUAUUUAUUUAAACUUCAAAACCUAAAUAAAUCUUAGCCACACACAAUCGAUAA